Molecule: messenger RNA, 663 nt
Organism: Fusarium musae
Lineage: Eukaryota; Fungi; Ascomycota; Sordariomycetes; Hypocreales; Nectriaceae
Gene: YPT5
Product: GTPase Ypt5
Exons: 5
Coding region: 1-663 (220 amino acids)
Molecular function (GO): GTP binding; GTPase activity
Source: RefSeq, a predicted model, not a curated record
AUGGCCUCUCGACAACCUCCAGCUGGCGCCCGCGGCACUAACACCCGGUUCGCUCAGUUCAAGCUGGUUCUUCUUGGCGAGUCCGCUGUAGGAAAGAGUUCAAUAGUCUUGCGAUUUGUCAAGGACCAAUUCGAUUCCUAUCGCGAGUCCACCAUCGGUGCUGCCUUCUUGACCCAGACCAUCUCUCUCGAUGAGAACACUACUGUCAAGUUCGAGAUCUGGGAUACCGCCGGCCAGGAACGCUACAAGUCUCUCGCUCCCAUGUACUACCGAAAUGCAAACUGCGCCGUUGUCGUUUACGAUAUUACUCAAUCUGCAUCACUAGACAAGGCAAAGGCUUGGGUUAAGGAGCUACAACGCCAGGCGAAUGAGAACAUUGUCAUUGCCCUCGCAGGAAACAAGCUGGAUUUGGUUACUGAGCAACCCGACAAACGAGCCAUUCCUACUGCCGAUGCUGAGGCUUAUGCCCGUGAAGCUGGCCUCCUCUUCUUCGAGACUUCUGCCAAGACUGCCGAGAACGUCCAAACUCUUUUCACAGCCAUAGCUAAGAAGCUGCCUUUGGACCAAGCUGGUCCACGACAUGCUCGACCGGGACAACGACCGGGUGUCAGCCUGGCUCCCGAGAACUCCAACACUAACGUCAGCGGCCCUUGCAGCUGCUAA